UCAGUAGCAAUAUGAAACUCGACUCGACCGGAUGCUCAGACCGGAGCCGGAGCAUCAGUCAGUAGUGGCAGCAAGUAAUCCUUUUAACCCGUUCGUGCACUAUCCGAUAGCGGUGGCGGUUACAUAUUCUCGGACGGUCGCGGGAGUGAAGGUUCCUAUUGGAUUUUUUUUUCCAACGUGUGGUUGAGAUUUCUGUAGAAUCUAGGUUAAGGUGGAGGAGAGCAUAUAGUAGUGACCGUGAGAGUUGGACUUAAUUAGAGAUUUCGGCUGUAAUUGAGCCAAAAAGUAUCGCGUUGGCCCUCUCGCCGUCGGCGAUAACUGUGCGUGGGAGGAGGACGUUCGUUCCGUUAGCCAUGAGCCGUGCCGAUUGAUGAAUCGUUUUCCGAAGAAGAUCUAGGCGUGGGAAAUCUUUGUCACCGUUUAGAUACACAAAGAGUGCACUGCAGACCCGAUAGGAUGACAAGGGUUUCGAGAAGCCUGUCACGAUGGAUGCUGAUUGUGGCCCUUGUGUUGCUCACAGCCGGGAAAAUCGUACACGGGUUGACUCAUCAUCAUUACCCUCAUCAUGGUCGUCGAGCUACAGACAGCGAUCCAGAUGGUGUGUGGCAUCGAACGCCGAAUGGCACUGCUGGCAAUGACCGUAAUCCGAUUGCUCCGAAAGUGGAGCACACGCGACUCGGCAGUAGUGCUAUACUGACCUACAAUGUGUCACAACAUGGCGAGGCCAUCACGGUACGAAUCGAGCUACGGAGAAGCUUACUGGGCCGGACCUUCGUAGAACGGCAAGGCUAUCGAAACGAAUCGAUAGUGGAAUAUUUUGACGAGGAUUGUUACUAUCAAGGGUGGAUCGAUGGCAGUCCGGACAGUCAGGUGGUACUGUCCACCUGCGAUGGGAAGGUUCGCGGAACUAUCUACGACCUUGACGAUACGUACUACAUCGACUACGAUGACACCACAGGGGAGCAUUAUUUGCAAAGAAUCAACGACCUUCCGGAGGUAAAUCGAAUUAAACGAAGUCCCCAUCCAAGGUUGACCGGUCCGUACAACGCCAAUCGUCACUCAAAGUUCGUAGAACUGGUCCUGGUCGUGGACAACUCCCUCUACAGACACUUCGAAUCCAACAUCUGGACCGUCCAACGUUACUGCACUGACGUCGUGAAUCACAUCAACAUGCUUUUCAACCAGUUGAACAUCUUCAUCGCCCUUACCGGAGUAGUGGUCUGGGACCAGUACGACCACAUUCAAGUUUCGGAACGUGCCGACAACACGCUGAACAGCUUCCUGCAAUAUCGCAGGAAGGAGCUGCUGCGAAGCCAUCCCAACGAUCACGCCCAACUGUUGACCAGAAUAAACUUCACGGAUCACGUGAUCGGGAAAGCGAAGCUCGGUGGAAUGUGCACCAGCAACAACUCCGGAGCGGUGAUUGUCAUCCAUACGGACAACAUCGGAAUCCAGGCGGGAACGUUGGCACACGAGAUGGGCCACGGCUUCAACAUGGAGCACGACGAGGAUCAGCAGUGUCAGUGUGAGGACAGUAAGUGCAUCAUGACGGCGACCGCGACGGGACGAUCACUGAAGCACUGGAGUAGCUGUAGUAUAGAUCAGUUGACGCUGGCGUUCAACAGGGGUCUAAAUCAUUGCUUGAAGAACCGACCGGAAGCAGUAUACUCGACGAGUUGUGGGAAUGGGUUUGUGGAUGAAGGUGAAGAGUGCGACUGUGGACUGGAGGAAGUCUGUGAUAACCAAUGCUGUGAUCCGAAGCUAUGUCGGUUAAAAGAAGGAGCUGUGUGCGCUACGGGAGAGUGCUGCAAUCUGGAAACUUGUCAGUUGAAGGAGGCCGCUAGCAUUUGUAGAAAGACCCACGGGGAGUGCGACCUGCCGGAGUAUUGUACGGGACAAUCUGAACAUUGCCCAAUAGAUGUUCAUAUGAGGGAUACGGAACUUUGCGCAGGUGGUCAAGCGUACUGCAAUGACGGAGACUGCCAAACCCGAACCGAUCAGUGUCGAUUGCUGUGGGGUCCUUCGGGGAAAGUCUCCGAUGAUAACUGCUACACAAGAAACGUUAACGGCACAAAGUAUGCCAAUUGCGGCUACGAUAGAGAUACUCACAGUUGGAGGAAAUGCGCCGAGCAGGACGUACUGUGCGGUCUGCUUUUCUGUCAACAGUUGAACGAAAAUAAGCUGGAGUUUGGAUUGAGAGUAUUCUCGGGGGAACAUAUCGCUAGCGCCCUCAAGGGCCGUGAAGUCAUCCAAUGCCACGCCGCAUUCAUAGAUCUAGGUAACGCCAAGCAACCAACCCUAGUUCCAGAUGGAGCCCCUUGCGGUCUCAACAAGAUGUGCUACCAACAGCAAUGUUGGGAUAUAGAAAGUCUCAACUCGUACGGAAUAGGACAGCCUUGCUCGCACAACUGCAACGGCCACGGCGUCUGCAAUAGCAAAGGAAACUGCCACUGUGACCCUGGCUACGCUCCACCGUUUUGCGAAUUCCCCGGAUACGGUGGCUCUGUAGACAGCGGUCCAGCCUCCAAAUCCUUCAACCCUCCUCUGAUCGUAACAUUGGCCAUAGUAUCAAUCGUUAUAAUAAUGAUGUUCAUCACCUACAUAGUCCGCACCUUCUGCCAACCGGAUCGAUGCCGGACUCCACUCAAAAUCAACACCUUCCCGUCGCCCUCGCGCAGCAAACACAAACUCAUUCCAACCACAUCAUCCAAUUCGACAGUAGCGCGUGAGAUCUCCGCUCCAAAACUGUGCUCUUCCACCCGGGACGUAGACGGACCGCAGUUUACCCCCAUUGCAAGACUGAAACACAAUCAAGACGAUCGAGCGAGUAAAAGCAGUAUGGUUUCAGUGCGCUCGAUGGCUCAACCCUCAGUAGGCUAUGUGACACACGUGACUCCUUUGCCACCGCCGGCGAGUCCACGGCGGUUACCGAGGCAACCGUCGUAUGUGCAUCGGCACGGUGCCGGAUCCACUCGCCGGUACUCGUGAAUCACUCAAUCAUUUUUACUCAAUCCGAAAUAUUGCUAGCCCGUGUAGAAUCUAAGUGUAGUGACAUUUUGGCUUUUUGAUACUAGCGUUAUUUUUGUACUAGGUGUAACUGUAAGGUAAUAAAAUAAAGUUCUAGUCAUCAAUUUGAAACGUGAGA
Ochlerotatus camptorhynchus is the source of this 3145-nucleotide messenger RNA. Its product is annotated as zinc metalloproteinase-disintegrin-like EoMP06. The transcript is spliced from 4 exons. Bases 457 to 2988 code for a protein of 843 amino acids. The record is from RefSeq and is a predicted model, not a curated record. Gene Ontology annotation, molecular function: metalloendopeptidase activity. Lineage: Eukaryota; Metazoa; Arthropoda; Insecta; Diptera; Culicidae. Gene Ontology annotation, biological process: membrane protein ectodomain proteolysis.